Messenger RNA from Drosophila albomicans, 1820 nucleotides. RefSeq lists its product as uncharacterized. NCBI's taxonomy places the organism in Eukaryota, Metazoa, Arthropoda, Insecta, Diptera, Drosophilidae. The record is from RefSeq and is a predicted model, not a curated record. The transcript is spliced from 2 exons. The coding region runs from base 232 to 1245 and encodes 337 amino acids.
AAUCAGUAUUAAACUAAACAGUAGAUUUUAAAAUGAACUAUUUCAUAACCCAGAGAAUACCGAAAUGGCCACACUGGUUGGAUUAUCAACAAUGGACCAGGGCUGCUAAACACUAUCAUUCAUAUGAUGGCACUGUAUUGGUAAAGCCUAUUUAUUUCGAUAACUGAUAAUAACUUUGUGUGAUCAAACAUAACAAUUGUAUACAACAAAAUAAAGUAAAUUAAUUACGGAAUGAAUUUGGACGUACUCAACAAUGAUUGUUGGUUGGCGAUAAUCAAGUACUUGGAUCUUACGGACCAAUUUGCGCUAUAUGACGCCAUCCAAGGCGUUUCAUAUUGCUUGCACUCAAGUAUGGUCUAUGUCUGGCGACAUCAAAUUUCCUGCAAACUAACUGAAGUAAACUUUAAACAGUUUAAAGAGUCGCCGGAGAUGUUGGAUAUUUUCUUAGCCAGCAUUAGUCCAAAAGUGCAAAAAUUACACCUGAAGUUUGUCACAAUGGAUUUUCUCAAACGAGGGCAAAAUUUCACAUUUCCCAGCAUGAAAAUUUUGGAGUAUUCAUUCAAUGGCGGCAAUUUGCAUUAUGGUGACUUUGAAGAAGCAAUUGAGAUAAUGACAAAGAUCUUUUGCCCCAAAGAGAUCGCCAAGUAUCAGCGACUGGAAGAGCUGACAUUUAUUUAUGAUGAUAUAUUAGCAAUGAAGUUGCGUCAGCUGGCAAACUAUAAUACAAAUAAACGCCAUGAUAUCUUAGUGGAGCUACUAAAGAACCGUAGCAAGGACAUUCGGAGGAUUAUGUUUAAAGAAAGCAUCAGCCAAUAUAACAUGUGCACACUAGAAAAACCGACCAACUUGGGCCAAUUGACUUUGGUUGAAUAUUGUGGGAUCAAUGAUGAAAAUCUGCUAAAGCUGAUUGCGAAUUUGAAGUACUUAGAGCAACUGGAUUUCAUCGACUAUAAUAUGAAGAUUAGUGAGUUAUUGCUGUGGCAAAUUGUUCUAACUUGUCCAUCACUAAAGAUUCUGACUUUAUCGAGCGUGCUGAUGAAUUUUGAAUAUGGCUAUAUUUACAUGGAGGACGCACUGGACAAUCGCUCUCUGCCCUUAACGCUGCAUUGGGACAACACGGAUGCAAAUGAAGAGCUGAUUCGUCAUCACUUCAACCAUCCAAAACUAAAGCACUCUUUUUCCCAGUUAAAAUCGGAUUUAUUCAGUUGCAAUAUGAUACAAAUUCAUUUAAGGCCUUUGCAGUAGUAAAGUAAUUUAUAAUGUCUAAGCUUUUUAGUCACUAAACCUAAGACAAUAUGUUAGCAAAAGUCAUUUAAUAGAUAUAAAAUAUUGGUAUUUCACAUUCACACACUAUCAAUAUUGAACCAGGGCUGCCAAUCUGUAUGAUUCAUAUUAUGGCACGUUACAAGUUAUCGUUAUCGAUAAAUAGUAAUAUUUGUUUUAUCAGACGUUAUUUAGAUGUUAACGAAUUUGUUGAUUAAUUAAAUACGCAAUGAAUUUGGACGCAGUAAAUGAUGAUUGCUUGAUGACGAUAAUUAAGUACUUUAAUAUUAAAUCAACUGUCGCUAUAUGAAGGCAAAGGCCAUUCAAAUCGCUUGAACUCAAAUGUUUUCUUUGCCUGGGAGCAUGAGCUUUGCUUUCAACUGAAUCCAGAGAACUUUCUGAAGUUUGAAGAAAAGCCAGAAAUGUUGGACAUAUUUCUGCCCAGCACUAGUGCAACAAUGCAGGAAUUGAAACUAGAAUGGGUUACAGAGCUGUUCCUCAAACGCUGGCAGAACUUCACAUUUCCGAACAUGAAAACACCGGAAUACACAUUAAAG